AUGGCCGACGCCAAUGCAAAAUCGGCUGUGGAGGCACAGCCUGGAGAGAUAUGUGAUGAAAAAGCAAAAGGAAAGCAGCCUGUGACAAAAACAGUGUACAAAACUAAUGAGUCUUCCGAAAACCUCACUAGGCACUUACUUGCCAAGGCAUGGACCAGUCGGAAGGCAGACGAGUGGCAGGCAUGUAUCACUGAGGCUGCAGAGAAGACUGGGAAAGACUUCACAAGCAAAAACAUCCGUUAUGACUCCUACGCCCCUGUCAGAGAAAACUCCUAUGCAAGAUGGUUUGUGGAUGGCUCAUCGUACUUUGAAGCUGUUGCAGAGGCCCUGGAGAAAGCAAGAGAGGAAAUAUUUAUAACUGACUGGUGGUUGAGUCCAGAGAUCUACCUGAAGCGUCACGUGACUGACAGGGAACGAUGGAGGCUGGACAAGGUGCUGGCCAGGAAAGCGAAAGAGGGUGUGAAGGUGUUCAUCAUUUUGUACAAGGAGAUUGAGGCCUCGCUCACCAUCAACAGUUACUACAGCAAACGCACACUCAUGAAGGAGUCACCGAAUAUUGUGGUAAUUAGCCACCCAGACCAUGUAGCCACGAGCAACCGUGUGAUUUUGUGGGCCCACCAUGAGAAGGUCGUAGUAAUAGACCAGAAGACUGCGUUCUUAGGUGGCUUUGACAUGUGCUAUGGACGCUGGGAUGAUGAACAACACAGAAUGACUGAUCUUGGCUCGGUGAGUUUUGCUCCGUUACCAGAUCUACCCAAGGUGCAAGACUCUCUACCCGUACACAAGAAUGGAUCGGUCAACAAGUUCAAGACCUUGAACAGCAUAGUGCGACCCCCAACAACAAUAUUGGAAUCACCCGCGGCUCUGACGUCAGACAGUGGUAUAUUUGAGAACAGUCAAGCUAAGACUAGCUCUGAUAUCUCUCAGCCCACAUCUCUUAGUCUGGAGGAAGAUGGGAAUAAAGACUCGUCCAAUGAUAGUUUAGGCCAUUCCAUGAGCUCUGAAGGCAACUUUGGUUCGGCUGACCUGUUAACUGAUAAUGACAGUCUCCAAAAUGGGGAUAAGAUUGCUUAUCACAACAUCGUAGCAGAUGUGCAUGUGCAGUCAGAGGAGACAAAUAAUAGUGUUUGUGAUGCCAGGAAAGGUCAGAAACCAAUCACUGGAACCUGGCCAAUAAAAAGGAACACUGCAAAUAGUGAAGAUGUUAACAGGAAUGAGACAAAAGGUACGGUGCGGUUCAAAGAACUCGAGGAUGGGGAGAUUCAGGAGGAACUCAUCAACCCAGAGCAGGCUGUUCCUGUAGAGGGGGCCCCAAGAGCGAUCAAAUCAGAGAGGUGGGUGUCCCGGAAACUGAAGCAGAGGUUUCCGUUCCUAAGAGAGAGGAAUGAGGAUGAGGACCAGCCUGAUGAGAAAGGCUCGGACUCGAACCACAGCCGGCUGCGCAACAAGUGGCGCAUGGUGCUCAACAUCAAGAAGCUAGAGCAGAACGUCUUGCGGCCAGAUGAGGAGGAGACCAUAUCACCUAGGAGCCCCUACGCCCGCAACCUUCAGUCUCCACACCACUCAUUUACCUCCAGAAUACGCAAGACGUUCACAAAACAGGACAGUGAUGAGGACUCCAUGAACAACAUCCUGUAUCCGUGGAAACGGCUGUUUCGGUUUGAAGACUCCCCAGUCACCGUGAGAUCUGUGAUGAAGACGGGAGAGGUGGACACAUAUGAGACAUUGGAGGGGAGCUCCAAACUGUGGAUCGGCAAAGACUACAUUAACUUUAUACAUAAGGACCCUGUUGACCUACAUAACCCUUUUGAAGAUUUCAUAGCACGUGAUAAGACCCCUCGUAUGCCUUGGCAUGACAUUGGGGCUGUAGUCUACGGGGAGGCCGCGCGGGAUGUGGCCAGGCACUUCAUACAGCGCUGGAACUUCUGUAAGAUGGAGAAAUUCAAAGCCAACAAACGCUACCCAAUCCUGAUGCCUAAGUCCUAUGGGAAGUGCAAGGUGUCAAGCCGUAUCCAGGACAUCACGUACGGCUGCACAACCCAGAUCCUGCGCAGCGUGAGUGGCUGGUCGGCGGGAAUCAACAAGGUGGAGCAGUCCAUCCAUAACGCCUACCUGGACUGUAUCAAGAACGCCAAGCAUUUCAUCUACAUUGAGAACCAGUUUUUCAUUAGCACGGUGGGGGACCACUCUAUGGUGAGGAAUCAGAUUGCAGAGGCUUUAGUGGAGAGAAUUACCCGGGCUUACCAGUCAGGAGAGACAUUCCGUGUAUAUGUGAUCAUGCCCUUGCUGCCAGCCUUCGAGGGGGAGAUUGGAGCAAACGGGGAGUACUCCAUACAGGCUGUCCUACACUGGAACUACAAGUCUGUGUCCAAGGGAGAGAAUUCACUCUGGGCAAAUCUUCUGAAAAGAGUUGACGAUCCCAAAAAGUACAUAGUUUUCUGUGGAUUGCGGGCACAUGAUGAACUAAAAGGGAAACUGGUUACAGAGCUGGUGUACGUGCACAGCAAACUGAUGAUCGUGGACGACGAUACGGUGAUCAUAGGCUCGGCCAACAUCAACGACCGCAGUAUGCUCGGGACCAGGGACAGUGAGAUUGCCAUCCUUGUGCAGGAUAACAAGAAUUUUCCCGUGAAUAUGAACGGCAAGGAACACAUGGCAGGCAGUUUUGCAGCCUCCUUGAGACGGACGCUGUUCAGAGAGCAUCUUGGGAUUGUUGAAGGGAACAAGGAAAUAGAUCUCAGUGACCCAGUCUGUGAUAGCUUCUACAAGAAUGUAUGGAUCGCCCAGGCCUCUAUCAACACAACCAUCUACCAUAAGGUGUUCAAAUGCAUUCCAGAUGAUUGCAUCAAGUCUUUCAGCGAGAUAAAGCAGACUGCAGGAGUGAUGCCCCUUUCUGAAUCCGAUCUUGAGCUAGCGAGAAUUGAUCUGCAGAAGGUCAAAGGUCGCAUCGUGUUCCUGCCUCUGUAUUUCUUGGAGCACGAGGAUUCAAUAAUGGCAACUGGCGCUAACAAAGAGUCUAUGCUGCCAAUGAAACUGUGGCUCUGAGAUUUGGGGUUUUACUGUUUGUUUGCAUGGAAUUAUAGUUUAUUUGUUUCAAAUUAAAUGUUAAUGAUAAACAUCUGCUAGUGAUAACUUUUACAACCACACUCAAUGUAUUGAUAAUGUACUUUUAUAUGAGCUUUCCUGGGAAAACUGCAACUAAAACAUGGGUUUAAAGUGAAUUUGUGUUUAGAAGAGACUUUUUAUUAACAGAAAAUCCCAUCAAAGCAGAGUGUCGUCUCUGAUUAACAGACAGCACAGGCUAAUCUUUUAAAACACUUUGCACAUGCAGAAAGCCCAGGUUUUCCUAAAGGUGCGCUCAUAUACUUAUUAACAAAAGAUUCUAAAAACAAGUCUUGAGUUCUAGAGAAAUUGUUACCCUUGAUUUGUGGGGGGAAGGGGCAAAGGACAUUAUCUAGUUAUUGAUUCAGACUGUUUUAGAUUUUGACAUUUAAAAAAAAUAGAAUUAAUGUACAUGAGGACUGUAUUUUUCAUGAAACAGUUUAUUUCAAAACCAUAUAUUCAACUGAAAUGAAUGUUGCACAUCAUUUUAGGGCUGUAUUGUUUUUUAAAUAUGUACAGUAUUUAACAUUCCAAAUGGGGACGAUUGAACUUUACUGGUACGUAAACAAGAAUGGAAAAGCUUAUCAUUUUAUCGUUGCUAAGCGCGCAACACCUAACACCUAACUAAACACCUAAUAAUCCUUUCUAUUCUAUAUAUUACCUUAGUAUCCCUUAACCCCCUCUUUGUCUAUAGUGGUAGACAACUGCGUACCGGUAAAGUUCAAUCUAGCCUCCAAAUGUGUUAUUAUGUGUAAAAAAAACAUUAUUAUAUGAAAUAUUUACGUUAUUUAAGUCCUCAAAAGCUUUUUAAAUGUAUGAAAUUUCAAAUGGUUGAUAUUAAAAAACAUUCCGAAAUGCUGUUUUGUUUGAGAAAGUAUAAUUGUUAAAUAUAUCUCUGCUCAAAAAUGCACAAUAGAAAAUCCCUUGGGAAUGGUCCCAUCCAAUAGGCAUGUCUGGAGCCAGGCCUGAAUUGCAAAGCAUUUUGCUAAGCCAGUAUCUACUUCAUUAAUGUACCAGUAGGCUUAAUGUUGUUUGAAGUCAAGUUUUAAUUUUCACAUGAAUAUUCACUGCUCAAAUCAUUACAAUAUUAUUAUACAGUAGUGUUAAAAUAAUAUAAUUAUGAUUAUUAUUAGCGGUAUGAUUAAAAAAGAAUAUUAUUUUCAUACAAUGCUAUACCAAUAUCUAGACUUUUGUGGUUUAUUAGUCACCAUGGUUUGCGCUCUUUUAAAGUUCUUAAUAUUUUUUCAUGAAACUUGAAACAUGGAUAGAUGGCAAUAUUGACAUUAUGCACGUCAUUUCAUUUUGUUCCUACGUCAAAAAUUCUGGUUGCUAUGGCAACAAAUAGACUAGAAAUACUGCUGAAAAUGGUGGUUUUCUGAAUCCUGCGAUAACUUUAAAAGUUCUUCAUAUUUUUUUAAUAAAACUUCCAACAUGGAUAGAUUAUGCACGUCAUUUCAUUUUAUUCCUACGUCAAAAAUUCUGGUUGCUAUGGCAACAAACAAACAAAAUCUGACAAUGGUGGAAUUUCUGACAAUGGAGGAGCCGGUAGGGGAUUUUUAUUGCUUGGUCUUGUUUUUAUUAUUCUCCAUAAGAAAAGUAUAUUGUUAUCUCACAAAAAAAUGGUGGGUGGUAAGUUUUAUUUGACUUAACAAUUUUACUAGAACUUAGGAUUAUUAAUAACCAUGUGUUACAUACAAAUAAUUUUCUCCUUAGUGGAAGGAUAAGGUCAUAAUGCAAGGUCAAAGGUCACAUAUGUGUGUUUCUGCUUUGUGACUUUCAUGCCAUGGCCGACAACUUGUAUAUAUGUCAGAUAAUUAUUUACAAUGACCAGACAAUGUAUUGCAUGCAAAUCUAAUAAUCCUUUGUGAAAGUUGAAGAUCACAGUUCAUGGUCAGAGGUUAUGAAUUUGGGUUUCUACUCUGUAACUUGUGCAUGUCUGGUAUGAUUUUAAUAUUAUUCCCAAUUUGUAUAAGACUGGUAUGAUUUUAAUAUUAAUCCCAAUUUGUAUAAGAUUUUGAGUGCAAAAAGUCAGAAUCACUGUUUAGUAGUUUCAUAUUUUAUCUAGUUGUGUAGUUACCAGAAAAUGUAGACAUUAUGUUUAACAUGUAAAUAUUUUAAUACUUUUCUAGUCAUCAAACAUACUGGUGACAUUAGGGAUCUCUGAAAAUUGGCCCAUAUAUUUUAGCAAUCUUUAAUAUUUACGUAUGACAGUAUUUAUAUAUGUGUUUUAUUACAUAAAAAUGGUUAAGUCUUAAAUUUAGUCAGAAAGGAAACACAUUGACUGAUUUUCUGUUCCGUGCCAAAAAGUUUAUUAAACUUGGUAAAUUAAACAUGUUUGCUAUGCAAAUUAUGUGAUCAACAUUAUAUGUGUAUCUAACAGACAUUACUAUAUUUUGAGCUGGGGAAGUCAAUGUACAUCAUACAUAUACAUUAACUAUGAUUACUUUUAGUUUUAGCAUGUUUUAAACAGUAUUUAGACCAAGCAUCUAACAGGCUGUGUUGGCAGAAAAAUAGAGUUUCUCAGAAUUGACCAGAACGUUACAUGACUUGAACUGCAACAUGCAAAAAUGGGUCUUAUGCUAUUUUCAUCCAGUGUAUCCUCAGACUAGCCUUUAGUUUUGCGCGUCUGGUUUGGUGCUACCUUAAUGUAUGCUUUGCAGUCACGUAAGGUUUUGUGAUCUCAUUCACUGACUGGGCAGACUGGGUGAAUGUGCAGGCUGGUAACAGACUGGGUGAAUGUGCAGGCUGGUAACAGACUGGGUGAAUGAGCCGGCUGGUAACAGACUGGGUGAAUGAGCAGGCUGGUAACAGACUGGGUGAAUGAGCAGGCUGGUAACAUACUGGGUGAAUGAGCAGGCUGGUAACAGACUGGGUGAAUGAGCAGGUUGGUAACAGACUGGGUGAAUGAGCAGGUUGGUAACAGACUGGGUGAAUGAGCAGGCUGGUAACAGACUGGGUGAAUAUGCAGGCUGGUAACAUACUGGUGAAUUUGCAGGCUGGUAACAGACUGGAUGAAUGAUGAGGCUGGUAACAGACUGGGUGAAUGAGCAGGCUUGUAACAGACUGGGUGAAUGAACAGGCUGGUAACAGACUGGGCAAAUGAGCAGGCUGGUAACAGACUGGGUGAAUGAGCAGGUGGGUAACAGACUGGGUGAAUGAGCAGGCAGGUAACAGACUGGGUGAAUGAGCAGGUUGGUAACAGACUGGGUGAAUGAGCAGGUUGGUAACAAACUGUGUGAAUGAGCAGACUGGGUGAAUGAGCAGGUUGGUAACAGACUGUGAAUGAGCUGGCUUGUAACAGACUGGGUGAAUGAGCAAUUUGGUAACAGACUGGGUGAAUGCGCAGGCUUGUCUGAAGCUAUUCUGGCCAGCUGUAGCAUAAGAGCCUUUUUGAAUGAUGUAUCUUUUACAAAGAGACCUUAAUGUGUUAUUAGUCCCCUACCGGUUUCACCGGAGGGUACUUAUGGUUUUGUCUCCGUUCGUCCGUCAGUCCGUCACACUUUUCUGGAUCCUGCGGUAACUUUAAAUGUUCUUAAUAUUUUUUUCAUGAAACUUGGAAUAUGGAUAGAUGGCAAUGUGGACAUUAUGCACGUCAUUUCAUUUUGUUCCUACGUCAAAAAUUGUGGUUGCUAUGGAAACAAAUAAAAAAAAUAUUCUGACAAUGGUGAAAUUUCUGGCAAUGGUGUAGCCGGUAGGGGACUUUUAUUGCUUGGCAAUAGUCUUGUUUGUAUUGUUUUGAUCUUUGUUAUCCUGUUAAAAAAAUAGCAUUCCAUACUUCAUAUAUCUGUUCCAAUUUAUGAAGUCUUUCAGUUUUGUUUUUGACAGUUUUGUUUUAGAACUACAUGUUUUAAUGAAGACCUCAAAAUCUUUGCCUUUUAAAUUGAAUUGUUUUUUUCCGUAUGAAUGUUUGAGGUUUGUUAUUUUGAUUUUGUGCAGUAUAUGCAAGUGUGUUUGAUUUUAUUCAAAUUGAUGUCCUAUUGGUUUGACUUAAGUUUGGUUUUUUUGAUGAUUUGAAGAGAAUUACAUUUAUUCAAAAUAAUAUUGUCAAAAUGAAGGUAUUUACACAGUAAAUCUGAGUUAAAUAAAUGACCAAAGACAUAAAUGACAGCUUGUUAUUGUAAUGUUAUUAUAAGGAAUGGUAAACAGGAUGCAGGAUCAAUUUGGUUUACAGGGGUUCACCAUGGGCUGAACAGAAUGAAAACACAUCAUUAAGAACUUAUUUAUGCAAAUAUCUCAAAUUAUUGGAAUACAUUUGAAAAAUUUUAAGCAUAUAAAAAAAAAUAACAAUUUUUGCGAUAGCUUAAGAUUUAAGAAUAAAUCAUUGAAUACGUCUGAAAUAGGUGCCACAAUUUCACAUUGCAUUCAGCAUUAGAGUGUACAUGAUUGUGUUACACAUCAAAUUUUUGCCCUAUAUCACAGGCUCACUGAAUAAAGUAAUUCUGAUGUAUUUUACAUUGCCAUAAGCAGCAUAAAAACAUGUCUUAUGCACUAGUUGUAACUCUUGAAAAAAAAUUGUUUUAAAAAGUUAUUUGAAGAAAAGCACCACAUACCUAUGUGUUUACAUCCAUUAACGUUCAAUUGUGAAAUCCACAAAGUCACAUUGAUCCUGCAACCUGGUAAAGAUAGACCUAUCAUAUUUGAGAACAGUUCAUGUUUCAUGAAUGUAUUGCACUUAUGUGUCCAUUUUGUUUAUCUGCAGUGUGGCUACUCCUUAAAUGGCUAUGAAUGUCUUGAUCUUUAUGAAUGACAUCAUCUCUCGGUUGCUUUAUUUUAAUUGAUGUCAUGUUGUUGAGAAUACUUUUAAACUUUGUUUGAUACAUUCCAUUUCUGUUAUUUCACAAAAGUCUCAAAAACUCAAAUGGGCAUAAUGUUAUUUUAUGUGCCAAAAUCAACUCGUAUAAAGUGUGAAUUUGUAUUCAAAUGAUAUUGUAGGUAAUAAAAGAAGGCCAUUUACAUAUUGCCCGAUUGGUGAAAAACAGUAUAGUACCAUGUGACAUUUUAUUUCAAUGGUACAUGUCACCAUUUUUCACCAAGUGGGAAAUAUGAACCAAUUUGUGGGAAAAUGGUUCUUUGGACAUAUACAGAUAAACCUCUGCAUCUGUAUACUCUGAUGAGGAGUUAUAAUGUCCAGACUGUGCAGAGCACAGACUGGUCUGGAGCUACCCUGGUGGCAUAUGGCAUAAUAUCCAUUUUUGCUCAACAUUGCUUAUAUAAUUGUUGGUAGAGUAACCCUUUGACAAGGGUGUAUUUUUGAAUGAAUGGUAUAUAAUGCGAUUAUAAAUUCUUUAGCAGCAUCACUAGAAAAGCUUUUAUUGCAUUCCUAUACUGUACUUUAGGCAUGAGACGAAUUUUUAAUAAUACCUUAGGAAUUUAAGUCAUAACACUGCUAAGAGGACAUAAAAAAAUGUUGUGUGAAGUAUUCAAUAUUCUUGUACAUUGAAUGAUUUUAAAAUUGUUUAGCAAGCUUGUUAAUUGACAUGUAUGUUGGUGACUAAAACAGCAAACCUUACAUGCAAUGUGCGUAAGUUGUUAUCUUUUAUUGUCUGUUGUUUAAGAAACUGUAUAUUUGUGAAAACAUGUAUGAAUGCUUAUACCUAUAUUUUUGUGUUUGCGUGUCAAAAACACACUAAGCAAUAUUUAUUGAAUAAUCUGUGCCAUUAGAUAGAUUUAAUCUGAUCUGAAUCUGACGAAAUGGAACUUUUAUGUCAUAAUAUUUUAUGAAAGUAAAUGCCAUAAAGUAUUUUGAGGCAUGUUUAGGGUAUAUUUUUGUUGGCAUAUGUUUGUUACCUAUACCAUGCAUUAUCUCAAUUAUUGUUACAUGAUUGUGGUCAUGUCUUACUGCCCAGUAUUUUGCUGUAUACAAUCAUAGUGCAGAAAUUUCAUGUCCAAGUACUGCAAAUAAAAUAUGAAGCAGUUUAUUGAAGCCAUAACUAUUUUGCAAUUUGGCCUUGUUCCGGGAAUAGGGGGCUUAAUUAAUGUGUAUAAAGUAUUGUCCCAGAUUAUCCUGUGCAAUCCACAUAUUUAUAACUAGGGACGACUUCUUCCGUUUUAAUGCUAUUAUGGCUUACAGAAAGUCUCUUCUAAGCAAAUUAGGUGGAAAAUGUCAUACCAGACAAGCCUAUAAGGAUUUCAUAGGCUAAUCUGGGACGACACUUUUACGCAUACACAGUUACCCAUAUUUCCCCAGCACAAAGCUCAUUAUAAAAAGGACAUAUAGUGUAAACUGUUCUGAACAUAAAGCAUGUGAUUGUCAAGUUUAUGUCCUGAAUAACAUGAUAACUAUAAAGUCAUUAUAAUUUUGAGUUUCAUUUUGGAGUUGAUGUUUUCAUAUUUUGUAAAUAAAUAUAUAGCACUUUUCUCUAUUGGUUUGAUCAUGUCACAGAAUAAUUAAAAUCUAUAAUUGCAACCCAACCAUUACAACUUUUGGCGGGUAUUUUUAUGAUUAUUUUAAUGCUUACAAGCAUUUAUAAUAAGGUUCUGUAUAGUAUUGUAUAGUCUAUAGGGAAGAGAGCUAUCACAUGAUGUGUAUUCUUGUCAUAAAUGUUUGAAUUGCAUAUUUUAUAUACAAAUGUUUUUUGUUGCAUAUGAUAAAUUGUUAAUAUAUUCAUUAUUACAAAUACAUCAAAUCAUGAAAAUU
This is a messenger RNA of Dreissena polymorpha, 9739 nucleotides long. RefSeq names its product phospholipase D1-like. NCBI's taxonomy places the organism in Eukaryota, Metazoa, Mollusca, Bivalvia, Myida, Dreissenidae. Gene Ontology annotation, biological process: cell motility; phosphatidic acid biosynthetic process; intracellular signal transduction. Gene Ontology annotation, molecular function: D-type glycerophospholipase activity. The record is from RefSeq and is a predicted model, not a curated record. Bases 1 to 3045 code for a protein of 1014 amino acids. The transcript has 21 exons.